GACGACAGGGAGAGACAGAUGGAAAGAGAGAGUUGAAUGGACAAAGAAUAGUUUCCUUCAUCUCUCUUGCCAUGUUCCUCGAAUUAGGCUUUGCGUCGCUGUCUUUAUUCUUAUACACAUAGCUGUGAGGCCGCAGUGCAGAAGAGAAGCUUUGGGUUCUUACAUUAGUGUUACUUUGCAAUGGGAAAAGAGAGACCAGGUGGAGAGAAGCAGAAGAGGAUGGUAGUUGGGGUGGUAUGCAACUUCGCUGCUGAACUCAAGCUCUUGUUAACAGCACUCCUCCUCCUUUGCACCCUCGUUACCCUCCUCCAAUUUGUCCCUUCUCGCUUCACCAUAUCCGCCUCUGAUCUCCGCUUCUGCAUCUCGCCAAUCGCCGCCUCCCCUUCUCCCUCCCUUUCCGACACACAAUCUGAUGACCUCCUCUCUAGCGGCAUCCUACGGCGUGCAUUCCACCCCUACGGUGCUGCCGCCUAUAACUUCAUCACCAUGGGCACAUACCGGGGCGGCCCCAACACCUUUGCCAUCGUUGGCCUCGCCUCCAAGCCCCUCCAUCUCUACUCCCGCCCAGCGUACCAGUGCCAGUGGCUUCCUUCCAAUACUAAACAAAACAACACCAACAUCACUAGUAGCCUAGCUUACAAGAUUCUCCCUGACUGGGGUUAUGGCCGCGUUUAUACUGUGGUUGUGGUGAAUUGUACCUUCUCCCAUCCCGUUAACCUGGACAACUCUGGAGGGACGCUCCUUCUCCACGCCUCCACAUCUGGAGGAGGUGACUCCAAAUUCAACCUCACCGACACCAUCCCUGCCUUGACAGAACCACCCGGUACCUUCAAUCUUUCUCUCUUCACCUCCAAACCCAAGUACGAUUACCUUUACUGUGGAUCUUCCUUGUACGGGACUCUGAGUCCCCAGAGAGUGAGGGAGUGGAUAGCCUACCAUGUCAGGCUGUUCGGGGAGAGGUCUCAUUUCGUUAUACACGACGCUGGUGGGGUUCAUGAGGAAGUGUUGGAGGUUUUAAAGCCAUGGAUGGAGCUUGGCUAUGUGUCGCUUCAAGACAUAAGGGAGCAGGAGAGAUUCGAUGGGUACUACCACAACCAGUUCUUGGUGGUGAACGAUUGCUUGCACAGGUACAAGUUUAUGGCAAAGUGGAUAUUCUUCUUCGAUGUGGAUGAGUACAUCUUUGUGCCUCCCAAGACCACCCUUGGUUCUGUGCUCGAUUCCCUCUCCGACUAUUCUCAGAUCACUAUUGAGCAGAUGCCUAUGAGCAACAAGCUUUGCCACUCUGUUGAUGCUGCUAAACGUCACAGGAAAUGGGGGUUUGAGAAGCUGGUAUAUAGAGAUGUGAAAAGAGGAAUAAGGAGGGACCGGAAGUACGCAAUUCAACCACGCAACGUGUAUGCAACAGGGGUUCACAUGUCACAGAACCUAGGGGCAGGGGCCAAGACCACCCACAAGACGGAGGGCAGGAUCAAGUAUUUUCAUUAUCAUGGAACCAUUGCACAAAGACGGGAGCCAUGCCGAAACCUUGUUAAUUCUACCGACAUCAACUUUGAAAACAACCCUUUUGUUCUGGACACUACCUUGAGGGACCUUGCUGGAUCUGUGAAGAAAUUUGAGCUCAAAAUGAUUGGCUCUAGAUUAUACAACACUCGCCAAUAGUAACAGUACAUGCUGCUUCCUACAUACUAUAAUUAGUUAGAUUGUUUCUUCUUUUACUAUUUUGUGAUUAUCAUUAUCUUGGGUAGAAUGUACACUUAAAGAAAUAUUUUUAUUGGGAGGUUGGUUCAUUUUUUAUUUUUUAUUUGUAGGAUUGAUUUUUCAUAGUAUAUAUAAACCCCAGACGGUAUACGCUGAGCAUGAUAGAUAUGCUAACACGUCGCUUUAGAUGAUAAAACAGAGAAGAGUUGCAUUCUUUA
This is a messenger RNA of Gossypium raimondii (Peruvian cotton), 1916 nucleotides long. RefSeq lists its product as hypothetical. The transcript has 2 exons. Bases 181 to 1659 code for a protein of 492 amino acids. The record is from RefSeq and is a predicted model, not a curated record. NCBI's taxonomy places the organism in Eukaryota, Viridiplantae, Streptophyta, Magnoliopsida, Malvales, Malvaceae.